AAGCUGAAAGCCAAACUCUAAACUGCAAAACACACAUACUCUCUCUCUCUCUCUCUCUCUCUCUCUCUCUUUCUCUGGAGGCACUACCUUCGAGCUUUGAGAGCUCGAGGUCCAAUUCCAGCAACUACACUUAGCGAGAUUACGGCAAUUUCUGUGUUCAAAGUCCCUUUUUCCUUUCCCAAGUCCUCAAUCGUUGAAGUUUUCGAGCAGGAGAAUGCUUAUCUUUUCCCGCCGUUGAUUAUUCUCCGCGAACCCUUACCCGCAUUCGUUUUUACCAGGUGCCUUUGGUUUUACAGAUCUCCUUUGUGCGUUGCUUAUUGGGAGAAUCAAUGGGCAGUUCAUUUAAUCCUCAGAUUUUAGUGGAAAAGCUUGCCAAGCUCAACCAUUCACAGGCAAGCAUAGAGACUUUAUCACAUUGGUGUAUUUUUCAUAUGAAUAAAGCAAAGCAAGUUGUUGAAACAUGGGAAAGACAAUUUCAUUGCUCACCGCGUGAGCAGAGAUUGGCUUUUCUAUAUCUUGCAAAUGACAUUUUGCAGAAUAGUCGCCGUAAAGGUUCAGAGUUUGUUGGUGAAUUUUGGAAGGUUCUUCCAGAUGCUCUUCGUGAUGUAAUUAAAAAUGGGGAUGAGGCUGGAAGAAAUGCUGCGCUGAGAUUGAUUGGCAUAUGGGAAGACAGAAAAGUUUUUGGUUCCCGUGGGCAAAUUCUCAAGGAAGAGCUUGUGGGAAAGCACUCAGAUAGCAAUAAUAGAAAUGGGAAGAAUUUAGGCGUUAAACUGAAGCAGCCUACUGGAAGUACAUUGGACAAGAUAAUUUCAGGUUAUCAAGUUGUUCAUGGUAGCCAGGAGGAUGAAGAUGUUAUAAUAAACAAAUGUAGGAAUGCUAUUAGCUCUCUUGAGAAAGCUGAGAAGGAAAUUGGUGUCAAUAUUAAUUCAGGACAAUUCCAUGGAGCUUCAUUUGUGGAAGAGCUGCAAGGCCAGCACACUAUUUUGAGGGAUAGCAUUGAAAAACUGACAGCCAUUGAAUCAUCAAGGGCAAGUCUCGCGUCUCAUCUGAGAGACGCUCUUCAUGAGCAGGAAUCCAAGCUGGAACAAAUCCGCAAUCAACUUCAGGCUGGACAGUCCCAGUCAGAACAUACUAGUAAUGUCUGCCGGCAGUUGUUGCGAUCUAAUAAUGUGCCGUUAGUUGCUGAGCAAGGUCCAAAGGAAGUUAGUACUUCCAUUGCAUGUCAAAACUUUAUACCUGGUGACAGCGAACAAUCAGCUCCAGCAAUGUACAUAAGGCAGGUAUCUUUCCCUGAAAAAACUGGUCUAAUUGAGGAAGAUCCCCGGAAGUCUGCAGCUGCUGCAGUGGCAGCAAAAUUAACUGCAUCAACAUCCUCAGCCCAGAUGCUUUCUUAUGUCCUCUCUUCACUUGCAUCUGAAGGCGGCAUUGGCAAUCCAGUAAAAGAAUCAUCUGGUGAAUACCCCUCUGGAAAGAGGGCUAAGCUCGAGAAUGAUCAGCCUUACAUGCUGAGCCAGAAUCCUUCACGGCAACCACUUCCUUCUUUUCAACAUCCUGAUACUUUCCAAGUGGCAACCACUGGUCAGCAAUUAACUUCAAAUGAUCCACCACCUCCCCCAUCAUCACCUCCACCACCACCUCCACUACCGCCUAUGCCAUCAUAUUCAAUUCCCCAGUACAUGCAGACUGCUGGAUCAAUAAAUGCUGGACCAUACAGCUACAGCAUGUCCCUGCAGCAGCCACCAUUCUUGCCUGGCUAUCCUGGAGUUGGGACUCAAAUGACAGGUAUCACUUCCUUUGCACUGCCCCCAACAAAUUCAUACCCAAGUUAUCAGGGUUCGGAUGGUAAUUUUUACAGCCAACCAUCAUCGAUGCCAAUUUCCCGGCAGUAGAAUUUUUGAAGGCUGUUUACAGUGGGGAGGUGGUUUUGCCGUGGAAGCAUGAGAGAUAUCAAAAAACUAAUGUAGCUUGUAAGUUACCCAUGUGCCUUUGAUUAUACCCCUAAUUAGAUUUGCACAUAGUAAAUGUUUACUGCUGGCGUUUAAACAAUUUCUUUGGAUUGUUCCAUUGAGAAAUAUAUAUGAAUUGAUUCAGUUAA
This is a messenger RNA of Hevea brasiliensis (rubber tree), 2095 nucleotides long. RefSeq lists its product as uncharacterized. Gene Ontology annotation, molecular function: RNA polymerase II complex binding. The transcript has 8 exons. Gene Ontology annotation, cellular component: RNA polymerase II, holoenzyme. The record is from RefSeq and is a predicted model, not a curated record. Gene Ontology annotation, biological process: mRNA 3'-end processing. Lineage: Eukaryota; Viridiplantae; Streptophyta; Magnoliopsida; Malpighiales; Euphorbiaceae. The coding region runs from base 330 to 1889 and encodes 519 amino acids.